Blepharisma stoltei is the source of this 4342-nucleotide messenger RNA. Lineage: Eukaryota; Ciliophora; Heterotrichea; Heterotrichida; Blepharismidae. The record is from the annotation of a GenBank genome assembly.
AUGUAACACUUAUGCAGGCAGCCUUUAAACCAGAUCAAUCACAUAAAUCUCAAGCCUUUAAGUCAGAGGCCUUUUUCCAUCUCUAAAUCUCAAAGUACUCCUAAAAUCCGUGGAUCAACUGACAUGCGUCCAAUUGCAAAAACAAAUUAUCUUCCUAACUUUCUUUUCAAAAAUAUAAAAAAAAAAUUUUAAAUAAAAACAGUUUUCCCUGAUAAAAAAAAAUGAAAAAAAGGGGUAAGACUUCAAUGGCAUUUUCAGAUCCAGCAUAUGUUUCUAGGAUUCGGCCAAGGCAGAUUAAUAUAGAUAAAGAACGCUUAUAUGAAGAAAAUCUCAUUUUAAAGCAGCUCUGCAACACUAUAUCUGAAGAAAACACUCAAUUGAAGACAAAACUAUCUCAGCUAGAAAAAGAGCUUGAAAAAAACCAGCAAAGCACUUCCCCAGAUAUAAAAUCCACCUCCCACCUAGUAGAAAACUUGAAAACUGUUAUUCGUGAUGUUAAAGCUGAACUGCAAGCCAAAUUUUAUUAAUUAUCUAUAUCUCCUUUAGCGUCCAUUAAAAAUAAUUAAAAUAUUCUAAUUAUAACAAAAAGGCAGGCCAUAUUAAUAAUUAAUGCCAAGCCAAAGACAAAGAGCUUGAUUUAUUAAAAAGAUCAACACGACUUACCAAAAUGCAAGAAAUGGGUGAAGAAUUGCAGCAAUAUGCCAAUGAAUGCAUGAGGCUGAAAAGAAUGCUUAUGGAAGUCGUCAAUGAUAAGAAGCCUUGGCCUGAUAAUUCAGGAUUUUUAGAACAAUUACAAAAUGAAAGGGAACAGUUACAGCAAGCUUUAAGAUUUUACCAAGAUUCUGAUGCGUUGAAAAGUGAAGAGAUUGUAUAGGAUUUUUAAUCAUUUUGACUUAAAAUUUGUAAUGCUAUUAAUUAAAUGUCCUAUCUUCUAGGAAGAAAUAAAAGGUGAGGUUGAUGGAAAUUUGACUCUUUGUGGAGCAGGUAGGGCCUAUACUAAUGAAGCUGAAAGCAGGAGCUUGUCUUUUUUGAAGUAGGCCUUCAGGUUUGGGGAAGCCUUGCCAAAGAGGGAAGUUUUGUUUCUCGCUGAAGGUUUUCCUGUCUCUAUCAAAUGGGCUAGAUAGAUUUGCCUAUCACAUAGUAUUCUCUAAUCAGGACUAUCGGGGCAUUCUAGAGGUGGUAGCUCUACACUAGUGAUUCAGGUCGGAAAUUCAAAUUGGCGAUAUUUGGAGUCAAGUUGGAUAGCAGCUACUGGGUUUAGCCACUAAUGGUCACAUAAACUUUUAAUUUAAAUUAUCUUCUAGGGUAAAAUGCACAAACGAAAUGGUGACUUAUCCGACCCAUCCCUUUACCUAUGCCUUUGGGUUUUUUAUGUUUAAGGGAGAUUAUACCUGAAAAAUAUGUCCGAUUUGGUCAGGACACCACGAUAGGAGUUUUUUAUCCUGACUUAGAGACAAUUUCACCAUGGUAACCCACAUUUCAGGAUGCAAAGGGUAAUUGAGAUCAGAAUAAGGAUUAGGGGUGCCUCCUAUCUCCCAUCUCUGGGUAGAUAGUGUCAACCACUAUGGCUUGUUCAAGGAAGUGCCUGGUGAAUCUCCUGGGAGAUUCUGACUCACCAUUUUUUGGUGACGUCGACAAAAAAGAGUGUAAGCGCAACCCGAUGGUUAGGGCGAGUAGCCUGAAGUUAGCGAAGGGGAGAGGGGCUGAAAUAAAUCCUGAAGACCCAUUCUAAAUUUAAUCUAUCUAGGAUAAAAUAGGCAUUUAUUUUUCUAGAAUUAUAAUAGGAGGGUUAUAUACAGUUAAUUAUUAAUAACUUUAAAAAAACAAUUGAAGAAAAAUGACCCAGAGAAGGACACAAGCAAAAAAUUGAUGAAAGACGAGCUUGAAAAAUUAAAAAACCAGCUAAACGACGAAAGAAAGAUAAACGAGCUAAAACCAGAAAAAAAUGAUGUCGCAAUGCAAAGCAGCUUGGCUCGAGAAGAAGAAGAAAAAGUUAAUGAAGUCGUAAAAAAUAAAGAUGAAGAAAUUAGAAAUUUGUAUUUAGAAAUGAGUGCAAUGGAAAAAAAGGCUACAAGACAAGAAAAAAUAUACCUUUUCUUAUAAAAAAAUCAUGAAAACAUAUUUUUGCACUAUUUAUUCAUAUUAAAAAAUCAAAAAUUAUAAGAUUCUAUUCAGAAUUAAUUAUAUAAUCGCUGAGCUUCAAAAAGAAAUAAAAGACUUAAAUAGCAGAGCUAUAGAAGAUACAAAGAAAAAAGAGCUAAUUAAUGCUCAAAAAGAGCUUAUAAAUGGCCAAAAAGAUUUUGAAGUCGCUUCUACCAAAGUCGGCAUAAAGCUUGAAGACUCCUAUAAGAAGCUUGAAGAAUCAAUCAAAAGUGACGCAAAAUCAGAAUCAAGCGAAAUUAAAUCAAAAAACAGCGAAACCUCCAAAAACGAAGAAGAAUUUCUCGAAAAAAACGACCCAGUACAAGAAAUCUCAUCAGAAAAAGACUAUAACGAAGAAGAAUCCUACAAAGAGCAGCAAGAAUUCGAAAACCCUAACGAAGACGUCUACAUCCCAGACGACAAAAUUGAGCUGGAAAGUGCCAAACUUAACCCCAAAGAAGAAGAAGGCCUUAUCAUCUCAUUUUUGAUGAAAAUAAAAUAUUUUUUGAUGCAAAACAAACUUGAUAUCCAAGAAUGGGUCAGUGACAUCGACAUAAAUAACUUAACUUAACUUAUUAGGUUCUGUAUUUAACGCCAUUCACGGGGUGACCCCUCCCAGAGCUUCCCGCUGCUUCUUCGCCGCAUAGGGCUCGCCGACCGUCUGGGGCCAGUCAGCCUCGAUCUCCAGUACGCGCCUCCGGAGCAGUGUUGCUGACUAAGGCGGCUCAUGCCUGAGCUACUUCGCUUGAGGACAUGGGUUGCCAUUCCGAAAAUCCAUAAAAAAUGGAUUUUCUGGUAGGCUUUCGGCAAAAAGGAAAAACACGAAGCUUGGGACGUAACGCCCAGUUUCACGCUAGGGAGUUGCCCGAUUGGUCCUAACGGACUUGGCUGAGCUUCCCCUUUCCAACUUGCGUGCCUCCUUUCCCAUGAGGAAAAAACAUUCCCGAAAAGUAAACUUGGGCUAGGCUCUGAGCACAACCAGAAUUGCUUACCUAGCAUUGCCGUCCGUUUCUGAAAUGCAAAACCUUGCCGGAUAUAAUUAAAAUAUGAGUCGAGUAUGCAUGGCCGAGAGGCCAUGCCCCAGACGAAGACGCCAUAUUUUAAUUAUCCAGUGACAUCGACAUAAAUAAAAUCGGGAUCAUCAAUUUAGACGACUUACAGACAGUUUUAUCACAAGAAGCCAUAAAUUUAUCACAAAAUGAGUAUGACUGCUUUAUGAAAAGAUUUGGCGAAAAUGACCACCAGGUUUUGGUAUCAGUCCUUAUAGAGGAAUUGGCGAAUAUGGAAAUGGAUGAUAUUUCUGAUACCUCUUAUGAUAGUAAUAAUAAAGAAAACAGCUGGAUUUUAAAGAUUGAUAAAAGUUUGGUCGAAAUCGCCGCAUGUGAAAUAGGGACACGAUUUAAUUAUAAUGUGGUGAGGGAUAAAAAAAAAUAUAAAAAAAAUAAUUGAAUAAGGGUUUGGACGUUUUUAUUGAAAAUAAAUGAAAAUUAAGCCAAAAUAGGAUAUAUUGAGCUUAUUUUAAAUUUAGAAGAGUAUGACAAGGAUUCAUUAGAAAAAUUAUUUACAUCAGAAAAUAUUUUGAUAGAAAAAGACUCAAUACGAGAAGCUUUAAUAUUGUCAAUUCUUGACGAAAAAGACACUGUGACAAAGGGAGAAAUAAUAGAAAAGCUUGGAUUUUUGCUGAGAGACUGGAAACCUUUGUCUAAAUCUGAGAUUGAAGGAGUUAUUAGAAGGCUUAGAAGCUUGCUGAUGGAUGAAAUUGAUGUUAUUGGGUCCAGAGUUGAGGAGAAAAGCCAAGGAAAUGAUUUAUCCACUCUGUUGUAAAUACGUUAUAAAUUCUUAAUAAAAAUCCCCAUCUACAUUUUUCAUAUAAAAUGGCAUAGUCCCCAUGAAUAUCAUAAUUGAAGAGCUCAGAAUCCACCGAAUAAUCAGCCAAAAAUCAGAAUUCAGCUGGGCAAUGACCCAACUCUUCAGCUACAACCAGUCCAUCUACAAAGUCCCCUACAAGCAAGCUCUAGAAGACAUGCAAGAAGGCAUCCCAUUCACAGACCUAAAUGUCUACGAAAACCCAGAAACCAGCCAAAUUGAAGCAGGCAGCGCCGUUUUUGAAGAAUCCAUUGAAGAAAUAGAAAACAACCCAGAGCCCCAAUAUAAAGAAGAAUACCAAGAGUCCUUUAAUUCUGACAUAGAUGAAAAUUAA